UCCUUGUCGUUGCUGUUUCUGACAUCAUGUUGCUCCUGUGGCCUCUACUGUUUCUUCAGGUUUCUGCACUGCGCCGGACCUUGUUUGACCGACCAAAGCAGCUAAUGCAGGAGGGAAGAGUGAGACUGGUUGGAGUUAUUCCCUCGUCUGGCCGUGUGGAGGUCUACCAUGAUGGACAGUGGGGUACGGUCUGUGAUGACGGAUGGGAUCUGGCCGAAGCGCAGGUGGUGUGUCGUCAGCUGGGUUUUCCUGGAGCCGUAUCAGUUGCUACUGGAGGACAAUAUGGUGAAGGAUCUGGUCGAGUCUGGCUGGAUGAUAUGAACUGUAAAGGCUCAGAGAGCUUAUUGUCUGAAUGCAGCUUCAAAGGCUGGGGUGUUUCUGACUGCACGCAUAAAGAGGAUGCAGGAGUGAUCUGCGCGCCUGGUAAAAACACAACCAGCAUUCGACAGAUGUCUGUGGACAACAGUCUGGGAUUGUCAGAUGAUCUCGGUCUUCUGUUUGACAGUGAAGACGGUUGCGAUUUCACCAUUGCUGUUCGAGAUCUCAGUGAAGAGGCUGAAUUGACUUUUUGUGUGCACCGUGUGAUCCUCAUGAUCUAUCCAGAGCUAAACUUAACACAUGACACCAGAAACAUCACGGUGGACAUCAGCCAGACUUGCCAUACUCAUGUGCCGAGAUUUCUUAGGUAUUUGUACACCCGUCAGAUUGAUGUCUCUACAACAUCCGCUCAGUGUCUCCAUCAGCUGGCGUUCAUCUUUGGAGUGCAGAAGCUCAUGGAGGAUGUUGGCAGGGUCUUCACUGCACUCAUUCCUGAAGACAUCACCUUCCAGACGCAGGUGUCAAUGUACGAGUAUGGCGUGCGCACGGGUGACCUUGUCCUCCAGGAGAACGUUCUCCAGUAUCUUUCCUGGAACUGCGAGUUCCUCAUAAGCUCUCCAGUGUGGAGCACCGUCUCCUUUGACAUGAUGGAUGCUCUGCUUCAGCGCUCAGACCUGAUUGUGAAGGAUGAAGCUGUUCUUCUUGAAGCUCUGGAGAGAUGGAUCCAAGACAAAGGUGACAAGAUUAGUUCAGAUAAACAGGUCAGCCUCCUGAAUCACAUCCGCUUCCUCUUAAUCCCGGUAGAUAAACUCUAUGACAUCCAAUUCUCCUCAAGUGCUCUCCGGCAGAGUAAUGAGAAACUGUAUCUGACUGGACUGCUCAGAGGUUUUCAGUUCAAUGCUCUUCCCUUCUCUAAGAUCAGAGAUCAAGUUGUUAAAUUGAGCGGUAAUUAUAUCCCCAGAAUCUACAUUGGAGAUGAGUGGAGUCUCGGUUUGAAUGUGAGCACUGUCAAUAACCCACAUUACAACCCUUAUCAGUAUGGAUAUGACCAAAGGUAUGGCCAAAGUAACAGAAUAGAAAAAUACUUAUCCACUCCUGCACACCCUAGUGCUGUGUACAGAGGGCAAAUGAUCCAGUGGCAAGCCCAAGUUUUCCGUAGUGUUCAGGACUGCCGAAAUAGUGGCAUUUCAUGCAAUUCGGUGCCUCUUGUAAGAUUCCUCGCAACUAGCAGUCAGUACAGUUACUCCAGCACCAUUCGCUACAACAACCGGUUGGUUCUUACCUGUAAAAAUCAGAACAAUGUCUUCCAUGUGCAAGACUUCAAAAACAACAUGGCAGUGAUUCCAACUAACAGCAGCAUGGGUCUGCCGAACCCCUGUCCAGAUGACUACAGCUUCAGAUUUGUCGUGCGCCCACAGUACAUCUGAAUGCUCAGCGAUUUGACCUUUGAGUUUCAGUUGAAUCAAUUCUGCUAAAUUAAAUCGAGUCUCUUUGUAUUAAAAAUCGUUUUCAUUCUUGAGUGAUUUCUGUGAUUUGUUUUAGUUGAUUUUAAACCUUUCAUUACUGUUAAUUAAAAAUAAAUAUGCUUAAUUUUCAUGCUUAGUGUGCGCAUCAAAGACAAAAUAAAAAGGUUCUUUCAUUA
Molecule: messenger RNA, 1960 nt
Organism: Danio rerio (zebrafish)
Lineage: Eukaryota; Metazoa; Chordata; Actinopteri; Cypriniformes; Danionidae
Gene: lgals3bp.1
Product: galectin 3 binding protein, tandem duplicate 1
Cellular component (GO): extracellular region; membrane
Source: RefSeq, marked provisional